CAGAAAGCGCCCUCAAGAGUUCAUAUUUAUUGAGAAGUACGUUUGUUUUCCGACAAGAAAUUACAUGCGCUGUGCUUAGUAUUUCGUCCUGGAUUCUGAUCAUGGCGUCUUCGACAGCAAAACAUAAAGUGCCAAAGGUGGCAAAGGUCAAGAACCGUAUGCCAGCAGAGGUUCAGAUCACAGCAGAACAGAUUUUGAGAGAGGCCAAAGAGAGAGAAUUGGAGCUGGUUCCCCCGCCCCCAAAGCAGAAGAUCACUGAUCCAGAUGAACUCCAAGAGUACCGGCUCAGGAAGAGGAAAGAGUUUGAGGAUAACAUCCGUAAGAAUCGCUCCAGCGUCACCAACUGGAUCAAGUAUGCCAGCUGGGAGGAAAGCCAGAGGGAGAUUGACAGAGCGCGGUCAGUACAUGAAAGAGCGCUUGAUGUGGAUCACAGGAACAUAACACUGUGGCUGAAGUAUGCUGAAAUGGAAAUGAAACAUAAGCAGAUCAACCACGCCCGUAACAUCUGGGACCGGGCCAUCACCAUCCUGCCGAGGGCCAAGCAGUUCUGGUACAAGUACACCUACAUGGAGGAGAUGAUCGGCAACGUGGCUGGGGCACGGCAGGUCUUUGAGCGCUGGAUGCAGUGGGAGCCCGAAGAGCAAGCCUGGCUGUCCUUCAUCAAGAUGGAGUUGAGGUACAAGGAGGUGGACCGGGCACGCAACAUCUACGAGAGAUUUGUCAUCUGCCACCCCGAGAUCAAGAACUGGAUUCGUUUUGCCAGCUUUGAGGAACACAACAACUACGUCUCCAGUGCCCGCAAGGUCUUUGAAAGGGCCGUGGAGUUCUUCGGAGAGGAGCACAUGGACGAAAAACUCUACGUGGCGUUUUCAAAAUUUGAAGAGAGACAGAAAGAGCAUGAGAGGGCAAGGGUGAUCUACAAAUAUGCCUUGGACAAGAUUCCCAAACAGCAUGCCGAGGAUCUCUUCAAAUCCUACACCAUCCAUGAGAAGAGAUAUGGGGAUCGGGCUGGCAUUGAGGACAUCAUCGUCAGCAAAAGACGCUUCCAGUAUGAAGAGGAAGUCAAAGCAAACCCCAGCAACUACGACGCAUGGUUUGACUACCUGCGCCUACUGGAGACGGACGGUAACGAGGAUACGGUACGUGAGAUCUAUGAGCGGGCCAUUGCCAACGUCCCCCCAGCCCAGGAGAAACGUCUCUGGAGACGCUACAUCUAUCUGUGGAUCAACUAUGCUCUGUAUGAGGAACUGAACGCUAAGGAUUCAGAGAGGACCCGGCAGGUUUACAAAGCGUGCCUGGACAUGAUACCACACAAGAAGUUCACGUUUGCCAAGGUCUGGCUGAUGUUUGCCCACUUUGAGAUCCGACAGAAGAACCUCAGCUUAGCAAGGAAAAUCCUGGGUGCAGCCAUCGGCAAGUGUCCCAAGGACAAGCUGUUCAAGGGUUACAUUGAGCUGGAGCUUCAGCUGAGAGAGUUUGAUCGCUGUCGCAUCCUGUACCAGAAAUUCCUGGAGUUCAACCCUGAGAACUGCACCACCUGGAUGAAGUUUACAGAGCUGGAGGGUAUCCUGGGCGACACGGACAGGGCGAGGGCGGUAUUUGACCUGGCCAUCAACCAACCCAAGCUGGACAUGCCAGAGGUGCUGUGGAAGGCCUACAUCGACUUUGAAAUUGAACAGGAAGAGUACGAAAGGACGAGGGCGCUGUACCGAUGUCUGCUUCAGCGGACACAGCAUGUCAAGGUAUGGAUCAGCUUUGCCAAGUUUGAGCUGUCUGUGGGUGCUGAGGGUUGCGUGGAGAGGGCCAGGUGCAUCUACAAGGACGCCAGCAAGGCGCUGAGAGACUCAGAGGAGAAGGAGGAACGCCUGAUGCUACUAGAGGCGUGGAAAGACUUUGAGGACGAGUGUGGCGACGAGGAAAGCCAGGCAGUCGUCAAGAAGCAGAUGCCAAACAGGGUCAAGAGAAGACGCAAGAUACAGACCGAAGACAGGUCUGAUGCUGGUUGGGAGGAAUACUACGACUACAUCUUCCCCAACGACGAAUCCAACUUGCCCAACCUCAAGCUGCUGGCUAUGGCUAAGCAGUGGAAGCUGAAGCAGACGGACCAAGACGACGAGGACGAAGACAGAGAUGGAGAUGAGGGAACUGAGGAGACAGGAACCAGCGAUGCACAGAAGGAAGCGGAGCAGUUCAACGAUGAGGACUAUGAUGACAGUGAUGACAGUAGCAGCAGUAGUAGCGAAGAGGAGGACAGUAAGACAUCACCGAGGAAAGACACCAGCUCCAAGAAGAAAGCAUCUUCCUCCAGCGACUCGUCUGAUUCAGAUGGAUAGUCUUUUCAUUUUCUUCAGACAAUGAUGAUAGAAGAAGCUGUUAGGAGGAACAUAGUAAGACAUUGCAGUUUGCACAGGACAGGCACCAACUCUGGAAGAAAGCAUCUUCCUCUCUUGAUUCAUCUGAUUAUGAAAGAUAACCUGCUCAGUUUCUUAAAUGGUGGACUUCGCCUUUCGCGAGGAAGAGUUGGUGAUGAAAUUCACCCAAGUUGAGAUGAAUUCAACCUUUGCACGAAUAAGCAGUGUCAACACUUGCUCAUGGCCACAACUUAACAUCUGCGUUCGCAUUUUCAUGCAGUAUGAACCAGGAUUUCAUCUUUUUGAACAAGGGAGCAUGGAUGAAUUAUUUUGAUACUUGAAAGCUGAAGAAAAAUUUAAAAAACAAAAUAAAAACAAUGAUGCUAAAUAAUGUAAAAUCUAAAAAGAAAUUAUUUUCAAACUCAUUUUAUCCAUCAAUAAUUUGUUGUCAAGUUGAAGUCAAGCUUUCUGUGGUCCACAAAACCCACUCUUUAAUUAAUAAUUAAUGAUCCUUUCUUCUGCCCCCCCCCCCCUCAAAAAAGGUUGUAACGCUGUUGAGACAUCAAAGGUACUAAGUACUAAGUGUUAUUGAAAUGUAUGGAUGUAACAAUAUGUAAAUAAUUUCUUUUGCUACCAACUUGUGAUCAAGGUUUUUCCCAACAUGUGGAAAACUUUUAGUAAAAUAAGUCAGCACCGAUUUCCUCAUGAAGUACAAGGUCAAAAAUACUUGUAAAUAUAAUUCUUUGAUCUUACAGUAUCUUAACAGUACAGGGUGAACUAAUAAAAUGCAGCCCUGAAACAUU
Patiria miniata (bat star) is the source of this 3154-nucleotide messenger RNA. RefSeq names its product crooked neck-like protein 1 (gene crnkl1). The record is from RefSeq and is a predicted model, not a curated record. NCBI's taxonomy places the organism in Eukaryota, Metazoa, Echinodermata, Asteroidea, Valvatida, Asterinidae. Gene Ontology annotation, biological process: mRNA splicing, via spliceosome; spliceosomal complex assembly. The transcript has 14 exons. Bases 102 to 2333 code for a protein of 743 amino acids. Gene Ontology annotation, cellular component: Prp19 complex; precatalytic spliceosome; U2-type catalytic step 2 spliceosome. Gene Ontology annotation, molecular function: protein binding.